CGCGCUCGUUCCCCCGGAGGGCGUCGGGAGAUCGGCGCCCCAGAAGCUUUCAGUCUGCGUAAAGCUGUUGGAACGAGGGAGCAAAGGUAAAGAAUGAUGUAAUGCGUGGCUGCCCCAAAGCAUCUUUUGUUGUGGAAUGGUUAUUCCAGUCAUCUCUUUAUGAAUCAAAUGUGAGGGGCUGCUUUGUGGGAGGAGUCCUUUGCAAGUGCACAUCAGCAGGAAAGAGAAAGAGACACUCACUUGGACAGCUUUUGCUGAAAAUGGGUUUAACUCCCUUUUUGCCAGUCACCACCAGCCUGACCUCAUACAUUUCUAGUACAAUGGGGUGGCUGAGCCUCUGAGCACACCACCAUUACAUCAUCGUGGCAAGUUACAGAAGGAGGUGGGAAAAGAGGACUCACUGUUGUCAUGGCCCAUGAGAUGAUUGGAACUCAAAUCCUUACUGAGAGGUUGGUGGCUCUGCUGGAAAGUGGAACGGAGAAAGUGCUGCUAAUUGACAGCCGGCCUUUUGUGGAAUACAAUACAUCCCACAUUUUGGAAGCCAUUAAUAUCAACUGCUCCAAGCUUAUGAAGCAAAGGUUGCAACAAGACAAAGUGUUAAUUACAGAGCUCAUCCAGCAUUCAGCAAAACAGAAGAUCGACAUCGAUUGUAGCCAGAAGGUUGUCGUUGAUGACCAAAGCUCGCAAGAUGUUGCCUCUCUAUCUUCAGACUGUUUUCUCACUGUACUCCUGGGUAAACUGGAGAAGAGCUUCACCUCUGUACACCUGCUUGCAGGUGGGUUUGCAGAGUUCUCCCGGUGUUUCCCUGGCCUCUGUGAAGGAAAGUCCGCUCUAGUCCCUACCUGCAUUUCUCAGCCCUGCCUUCCUGUUGCCAACAUCGGACCAACCCGAAUUCUCCCCAAUCUUUACCUGGGCUGCCAGCGAGAUGUCCUCAACAAGGUGGGUGCUUUGAAAUUGAUUAACUUCUUUCCUGGAAAAAUUGGUCUGACUGAAAACUAA
This is a messenger RNA of Echinops telfairi (small Madagascar hedgehog), 999 nucleotides long. RefSeq names its product dual specificity protein phosphatase 16-like. Gene Ontology annotation, cellular component: cytoplasm; nucleus. Bases 409 to 999 code for a protein of 196 amino acids. The transcript has a single exon. Gene Ontology annotation, molecular function: protein tyrosine/threonine phosphatase activity; MAP kinase tyrosine/serine/threonine phosphatase activity. Gene Ontology annotation, biological process: negative regulation of MAPK cascade. Lineage: Eukaryota; Metazoa; Chordata; Mammalia; Afrosoricida; Tenrecidae. The record is from RefSeq and is a predicted model, not a curated record.